CCGGUUUCGGUGUGCGGGACGCCACAGGAUUUGUUUGGUCCAGUUUGGCAACUCUAAUCGCGCCUCGUUGCCCUCAAUAUCGUUGCUUGCGUGCACCCCACGAUUCUAAUCGCCCAUCAUGAUGCUCGCCUUCGAUAGGCAUAUGAACCUCGUGCUCGCAGAUUGUGAAGAAUUCCGUCGCAUCAGGCCAAAGAAGAAGCCUGGGGAAACAGAAACACCUCCUGAACAAGAGAUCAAGCGAACGCUCGGACUGGUUAUUCUACGCGGAGAAGCAGUCGUAAGCAUAACUGUCGAAGGCCCCCCACCAGUGGUUGACGAGGACAAGAAGAACGUCCUCCCAGCAGGACCUGGCCGCGGCAUGCCUGCCGGUCGCGGUAUAGGCAUGAUGCCUCCUGCAGGUAUGCCACCGAUGGCUCGGCCUCCAGUGCCGUUUGCACCCCCUGGCAUGCCAGGUCCACCCCCAGGGUUCAGACCACCAGGCUUCCCUCCGGGUAUGCCAUUCCCACCCCCUCCUGGUUUCUCGGGACCCCCUCCCCCUGGCUUCCAACCACCGCCGCAGUAACCACCUGCACUCUUUGUUGGUCUUACAACGUAAAUAUCCGAAGGAGCCGAGGAGUAGAAGCGAGAGUAUGGCAAGUAGUAAUCUUGUCUGUUGUGACAGAUGGCAUCAGAAAAUGUACCUCCUGGUGUUACGCCCAUUAAAAGGUUUGUUCAUGUACAUGGUUACUAACGAGCAGACCGUGUUGUCUAACAACCGCAUGUCUGGGUACUACAUGGUGAAUGCAUCAGCGUUGUUUCUUAGCCCUGCCAUGGUUCGCGUUGAAAGCUCAUGCUAAGCACUUAUUGUCAUGUGUUGUCGGCCUGUUGUGCCCUUGUGACGGAGAAACCUCUCGGUAUCUAACUCCUUUGCAGCUUCCAGAAGCCGAAAACGAAAUUCUUCCCAUUAACUGCCACGUCUAUUUUAAUUGGGCAACGUGCACCAUGCUUUCCGUAAAUGACGCU
This is a messenger RNA of Pisolithus orientalis, 1002 nucleotides long. RefSeq lists its product as uncharacterized. Gene Ontology annotation, cellular component: U4/U6 x U5 tri-snRNP complex; U2-type prespliceosome; U2 snRNP. The transcript has 5 exons. Gene Ontology annotation, biological process: mRNA splicing, via spliceosome. Bases 122 to 562 code for a protein of 146 amino acids. Lineage: Eukaryota; Fungi; Basidiomycota; Agaricomycetes; Boletales; Pisolithaceae. Gene Ontology annotation, molecular function: RNA binding. The record is from RefSeq and is a predicted model, not a curated record.